Messenger RNA from Esox lucius (northern pike), 1826 nucleotides. It is a transcript of the gene cmc4, whose product is annotated as C-x(9)-C motif containing 4 homolog (S. cerevisiae). Lineage: Eukaryota; Metazoa; Chordata; Actinopteri; Esociformes; Esocidae. Gene Ontology annotation, cellular component: mitochondrial intermembrane space. The record is from RefSeq and is a predicted model, not a curated record. The transcript has 3 exons. Bases 503 to 700 code for a protein of 65 amino acids.
ACAUUGAAGGCAACAGCUUUUUAAUAUAGUCAGCUGCGUGGGAUUUUAAACUGAUCAUUGGUUUGAUAUCGAGCCAGUUGGCUACUCCCGUAAUCUUCGAAUGGCUACAGAAACAUCUGUGCGAAUUUGUAUGAACAUACGGACACCGCGGAAAUGUUGGAAAUUAAACCCGCUGGUUUAGUCAUGUGAUUACCACUCCAACCUAGUCAUCACGAGGGAUGAGCCAGCCAAUGAGUGGGGUAGACCAAAAUUGACUAAGCUGGUGGCUCACUUAUCUCUACCUUUAUGUGGACAUGUAAACUAUUUCACCACUAGCCCUCACCAUCUUGUAUCUACGUUAUUUGCAAACAGAAAAUGUGUAGAGAUUCCAAAAUAAUGAUUCAUACCUACAGUUUAAUCAACAAAAUCCACAGCACAUACAAUCCUGUCGGACGACAUUUUGGUAUGCACACGGGAUACCGGGACGUUUUUAGAGUGGUUGAAGAACAGACAGGGCGGUAAAAUGCCACAGAAAGAUCCUUGUCAGAAGCAAGCAUGCGCUAUUCAGAAAUGUUUACAAGCCAACAAGUACAUAGAGAGCAGGUGCGAUGACGUGAUAAGAGCAAUGCGUGUGUGCUGUGAGCACGCAGGCGAGAACUCCGUCUGCUGCUCAGGAUUCGUUAGGGAACAGAAAUCUACAGAGCCUAAAACCUUACUGUAGCUGCAACAUGACCUGAUUGUGGCCACUGGGCAACUGUUUUAUUUGUAAUUUGAACACAAUGACAAACCAAAAAAAACAUUCAAGAGUUGUUGUUUUUAUUGACAGCAAAUGAUAAUAGAAGGAUGGAGUUCAUUAAUGUUCAGGUACUGUAGCUAUAUCAGUGAAACUGGCAAACUACAUCAUUCAGGACAGUUGACUUUGUUUUACUCUUAGAGUUUAAACAUUUGUUUAACAAAAUAUUGAAUUUUAACAGUGAAAAAUACUAUUCAGCUUUUAACAGAUUUUCCAAUUGCUUAAUGCUACUUAUGGUAAUGAACAAGGAAACAAACAGUGGAGUGAACCUACAUUUCGACCAGUAUUUCUCAUCUCUGCAUUUCAUGUGAAGGGCUAUUGAUAUCCACUAUGACAUAUUCCAUGAUUGUUUAGUUAUUUGUAUGUGUAUCCCGUUAGUCUGUUUUUAUAGUGCAACUAUAAUGAGCACAAUGUGUACUUCCACCUGACUCAGAUUUCAGUCUAGAAACACCUUGGUCUCAAAUAAAUACUUAAUAAACAAAUUCCUUCAGUGGUAAAUAAGUAAUUACUAUUGGAGACAUGUAAACAGCAUAAUUGUCUUUGAAUUUCACUUUAAAAUAGAACAAGUACCAAAUGAUAGAUAACUUCAUAAACCAAACUUUAGUAUUUUGGCCUAGUUCUCUGUUACAGUAUUUACUCAUACAUGUAGUAUUUCUGCAUGUAACUUUAAAAAAAAAAGAAGGAUAAAAGGAUGUUGCUCCAGUUCCAUCUGACUAAAAACAUUUACAAGCAUCAAGAAUAAACUGGGUGGAUCUAAAUAAUUUCUCAAAACAGUAACACACUAAAUGCUUAGGAACAUUAAUAGAAAAGAUAACUGAAGUGUUGCUUAUACCACAUGUACACAAUCCAUGCAUAAACCUCACCCACAAAUAUAGUAUUUAAAUGGUCUGUUGUUGUUUUCCAAAAUGGCCAGAUGUCCAUGAGCCCAAAAACACUUUAAGCUUAUGUUUGCAUUUUGACAUAUUAAGUGGUCUGCUUGCAUAUCUAGACAGAUGCUUAGGUUUAUAAGCUUUUUCCAACCAUGUAUUUGACACAAAAUAUAAAGACAAAAAAA